ACUUCCGGAAUACGGGCUGCGGGCACUUGUAUUCUCUGAGUAACGGAAGGUAGCGGUUCCGCUAUGGAUACUGAGGAGACGAGAGACUUUAAUGAACGCUGUACACAGUGUGCUGCUGUUUCCUGGGGAAUUACUGAUGAAGGAACAUAUUAUUGCACAUCUUGUCUCAAUGUUACAGAGAGGCAUAAGGAGGUUGAAAGUAUUGUGGACUUUACACCUAACACAAAGAUCCAAGCCAUCAACAGAGGACUUAAAAAAAAAAGGAAACUUGAGAAAGGCUGGGAAUGGUAUAUCUGCGAAGGUUUUCAGUAUAUACUUUAUCAACAAGCCGAGGCUCUGCUAUCCCUAGGAGUAUGUCCCAAAUUAAAGGAUGAAGUAUUACAUAAUUUUUGGAAGCGUUAUCUUCAAAAGAGCAAGCAGGCAUAUUGCCGGAGGCCAAUUUAUUCCAAUGAUAAUAAAUCUGUAGCGUCUGACAGCUAUUUGAGUCUUUCAGGCUUGGAUAGUGAACCUGAGCUGCUUAGUAUCCAUAGCUACCCUUUCUCAGAAAGUGAAGCAGAAUCUCACUCUGAAGUCAGUGAUAGACUGAUUCUUCCCAACAUCAAAUUUACACACUCUGAAACUACCUCUGUAUGUUCUGGAUCAGUUGAUGGAGUCGAGUACUCAAGGCAGAAGGAAAAAGGGAUUUUGAAGAUGACUAUGCCAAUGACACUUGCAUUCUGCUAUCUAUCAUUACUUUGGCAGAGGGAAGCAAUUACCCUUUCAGAUCUCUUGAGAUUUGUAGAAGAUGGUCAUAUUCCCUACAUAAACAUUCACCAGAAUUUUCCAGAGGAGAUGAAGUUAUAUGGACGAGACAUAAAAUUUUUUGCCACUGAGUCUUGGCCUGUCUAUGAAGAUAUAUAUGAAAAAAUGAUUGAGCUUGCAAAAUUUUUGGACUUACCCCGUUUUCCAGAUGUAACUGAGAAUUGUUUUCUCCAUCCAAAUAUGUUGUGUAUGAAGUAUCUGAUGGAAGCCAAUUUACCUGAUGAAAUGAAUAGCCUGACUUGUCAAGUGAUCAGAAUGAUUGGAAUAGGAGAAGUGAAUUUCCUGACAUUUGAUCCAAUAACUGAAAAGACAAGGACAGUUAAAUAUGAUGUUCAGGCUGUGGCUAUCAUUAUUGUGGUGUUGAAACUUCUCUUUUUAUUGAAUGAUAAUGUAGAAUGGUCCCUUUCUAGCCUUGCUCAAGAAAAUAAUGAAAACAAUCAAAAAGAUAGGCCAUGUUUUGACUUCAGAAAGUGGUAUCAGAUUUUGAAGAAAGUAAUUGAUGAGAAACAACAAAAACAAGAGGAAUUCAGAGCAAAGUACCAAUGGAAAAGCGAAAAGCCAUUUUAUUAUUCAUCAGGGGACAGAUCAGUAGUUUACAAAAGACGACGAAUGGUAGUGAACCUCCAAAAACAGUUUAGCAUACUGGUUGAUUCAGCAUCAAAUCCUGAAAAGAAAAAACCAUCAAGUUUCCAGUUAAAUUGGACAGAAGACCAGAAUACAACUUGCUUCCAUGGACACAGUCUUGAGAAAAUCCUACAAAAGAAAGGCAAAUCAUUAACAACCCUCAACUCACUAUAUUGGCUUAGUACUCAGAAAUUCUGUAAGAGUUACUGUAAGCAUGUGACUACCUAUGAAGAAUCAAAUUUUUCUAUGAGCUACCAGUUUGUAUUAAAUUUUUUCUCCUUUUUAUUGAGGAUAAAGGCUUCACUACUUCAUGAAGAGGUAAGCUUAAUUGAAAAGAGACUCUUUUACAAAAAAUAUGAGAAUAAAAGUAAAGCCUCCAAAUCUAAAAAAGCAUGAAGACCUUAAAAGUGGAAAUGAUUUUGAGAAAUUUGCUUCUACAUAUCUUCACAGUCUUUUUGCCACAAAACUGUAUUUCAUUACUUCGAAAGAUUUAUUGUUUCAUUGUGCACAGUCCAUCCAUCAUUGCAGAUGACAAGUUUUACAUAUCUUAAGACAUUUUAAUGAGUUGUUGUAAGUCAAAAAUAAAUCCUGGUAGCCAGCAUUCCUGUGAUAAACCUCUUCAAACUUAGCUAGGAUGAUCCUUAGGCCUGCUGCCAGGCCCAUCCUUGAAGUCUUGUCAACUUGAUAUCACCUGCCAGAGCUGGUAAUCUGCUGUUAGAGAGAAUUCAGAAUCACCUCUACACCAUGAAGAAGCAUCAAGAACUUAAUGGAAAUAACAUUGUUUAUAAAGCCUUUAUGUUAACAUUAUUGAGCAAAGCAAAAUAUUACUCAGAUGUUUUCAUUCACUUGUGAAACAAACAUUAAAACUGUCUUAUCUUUAUAUUUCCCCUAUUGCUUAGCUUGGGGUUUAUUGAAUCAAGUUAAAACAACAGAUGGGGGAAUUUAUUGCUUAAGAGUGACAUAACUAAAUUAUAUGUUGAAUUAAAGUUUUUUAAAAUCAUUUACAUAUGCAUGUAUUAAUCCAUAUGUAUAUUUACAUAUGUGUUACAAAUUUUCAUUAUAUGUGUGUAAGCUCAUACUUAUGCAUAUAAACAGUGUAUGUGAUUGGUGUAGUGACUAGAGAGCCAUCUUUGAAGUUAGAAACACAUAAGUUAAAAGUCCUGUUUCUGACACAUUCUAGUUAUGUGAAGUCACUUAAUCUCUUCGUGCCUGUGGAAAUAAGACUGAAUUGCAGAGCAAAUUGGUGAAUUUCCUCAUUGAGAAUCCCUGUACCAAUGAAAUCAUAGAUCAUCUUUAAAAUAACAUAUUUGUUUACAUUCUCCUCCAUUAGUCUGUGAGGUCUUUGAGAGCAAAGACCAUGCUUUUGACAAUUUUUUGUAUUAUCACCAGGGCUUUGCCCAGUGCCUGAUACAUGGAGAGUACUUUAUAAAUGCUUGUUGACUUGACUGUUUGACAAUGCUCACAGAGUUCUGUAUUAAAAUAACAGUUGUACUAUAUUAAAAACCAAUAUCUAAUUUGAGCUAUUUAUAAAUUUUUUUCAGGAAAUGAGUGCCACAGAAGUUACAUAAAUAUUUUGUCUGAAAUUUUGUAUUCAUUUUUCAGCAAAAUUAAAAUUGUUUGCUAAAGAAUUAAAA
Sarcophilus harrisii (Tasmanian devil) is the source of this 3059-nucleotide messenger RNA. It is a transcript of the gene TAF1B, whose product is annotated as TATA-box binding protein associated factor, RNA polymerase I subunit B. The record is from RefSeq and is a predicted model, not a curated record. Gene Ontology annotation, biological process: nucleolar large rRNA transcription by RNA polymerase I; RNA polymerase I preinitiation complex assembly. Gene Ontology annotation, molecular function: RNA polymerase I core promoter sequence-specific DNA binding. The coding region runs from base 64 to 1821 and encodes 585 amino acids. Gene Ontology annotation, cellular component: RNA polymerase transcription factor SL1 complex; RNA polymerase I core factor complex. NCBI's taxonomy places the organism in Eukaryota, Metazoa, Chordata, Mammalia, Dasyuromorphia, Dasyuridae. The transcript has 15 exons.